AUUUCUCGAAACUCAUAAGCGUACGGAACACUCAGCUCGUCCGACUUCGGAGAAACCCAAGCAACAAUUUUGGCUGUUCAAUUUCACAAACCCUCCAAAACUGGUGAAAUUCUUCGACAUGAUCUCUUUUGUCUUUCAUCAUUGGAGCUGUUAUCUUCCCUCCGCGCCGCAUUUCGAAUAUCCGUCGCAUAUUCACUCGAAUUAUGCUUCAAAUAUCCUUCCCCUCUUCCUCCAAACCGAGGAAAUUACUAAUUUACUGAUUUUCGUGUUGAUUGGACGGAAUCUGAUUGGAUAAACCCUCACUCUCACUCGCGCUUCGAGUUUUUGGCGUAGUUCAUGAAUUUCCCCCCUUAUAAUUGCUCCUGCAUUUCCCCUUCCAUGCUCUUGCAUUAUAGGGAAAGGGGGAAAAAAGGGGUAUCAAAUUUGUGGUGUUUUGAUUCUUCAUGCCAUCAGUUAUGGGGAGCAGGAGUAAUAGUAAUAGGAAUAAUCGGAUUUUGUUUGUGUGUGAUGCCACGAAGGAUCGCAGCAGCCAUGAGUUUAGGCAUUCGAUUCAUAACGUUCGGAUGCAAGCCACUAAAAUCGUGAAUUCAGGGGAUACGAUUGUGGUUCUUGGGGCGUUGCAUAGGAUCUUACAUCCUAUGGGUUACUCUAUGGAGGUGGUUCCUGAGAAUUUCCUCGGAACAACACAUACACGUGCGAAGGAAGAACAUGUAUCUAAAAAGGUUGAUCUAUAUGUCAACAUGCUCCAGAGGAGUGCUGAAGAAUGUGAAGCAGAAGGGGUAGAUAUACAAGUUAAGGUUACCGCUGGAACUCCUAUGAGGAAGGUUGUCUUGCAAGAAGCUGCAAUUUCUGAACCAACAUGGGUUAUACUUGAUAGGCACCUAAGAAAGGAUUUGAGGUUUUACCUUAGACAUAUACCUUGCAAGGUUGCUCUGGUUCUUGAUAACUUAUCAGUGGAAGUUCUGAGACCAUAUUCCUCUAACAAAGCAAUCGAAUAUGUUGAAGAUAAGCUCUUCUACUCUCUGUCCAAGCCUGUGCCGCUUCUACCAAUUCAUGAUAAUGAAAACAACGAGCAGUCUGUCAUAUCUUUCAGCUACCAUGCCUCUAUGUAUUCGCUAGAAAGCUCUGAUAUGGCAAAGAAUCUGGUUCCCUCAUUGGCAUCCAACUCCAAGGAGCACAGGUCUUCCUCAAGAGAUGAUUUCGGGUCAAAUCCUAGGCUAGAGAAAUCAGGUGGUUCUGAUAAUGGGAAUAGUAAACAUCAUUUUCCUCUGCCAGUGAUACCACAGCAACUGCCCAAGUCCACUUCACAGAAAUCCUCCAACGGGCCUGCUAUGUGCAUGACUUGUGGUUUAAGGACAGAGUUCAAGUCUAUGAGAUAUAGUUAUUCUGAGAUACAGCUUGCAACAGAUGAUUUUUCAUCUGAUAAUUUGCUAGGAGAAGGAGGAUUUGGUCCUGUAUAUCUAGGCAGGCUUAAAGACGGCCAGCGUAUUGCGGCAAAGGUGCAAAGGGAAGCAAGUUCAAUUGGGUCUGCAGAAUUUCAUUCUGAAGUAUAUGUUCUAAGCUUUGCGCGCCAUAAGAACAUUGUGAUGCUGCUGGGCCAUUGUUCCAAAGAAGAUCUUAACAUCUUGGUUUAUGAGUAUAUCUGCAAUAAAUCACUCAACUGGCAUUUAUUUGAAAGUACAGAACAUGUGCUUGAAUGGCACCAAAGGUAUACUAUUGCCAUCGGAAUUGCCAAAGGGCUGCGCUUCCUGCAUGAGGAGUGCCGCGGAAGUCCUAUCAUCCAUCGGGAUGUUCGUCCAGGCAACAUAAUGCUCACUCACGACUUUGUUCCUAUGCUGGGGGAUUUCGGAUUUGCAAAGUGGAAGACGGACGGGGAUGAUGAACAGACAAGAAUUCUAGGCUCCCUUGGCUAUCUUGCACCAGAGUAUGCUGAGAACGGCAUUGUUUCUGUACGGACAGAUGUUUAUGCAUUUGGCAUUGUCUUGAUCCAACUGAUCUCAGGACGCAGGCCCGUGGAUUUGGAUAGAGAUGGCCAACAACUGCCUCUCAGGCACUGGGCGUUACCUCUUAUUGAGACACUUUCACUACGCGAACUCUCCGAUCCCCGUCUUGAAGACUCGUGUAACACGUGUGAACUCUACCACAUGGCUAGAACUGCAUACGCAUGUAUUCAAACUGAACCUCAGAUGCGACCUUCAAUGGCAGAGGCCUUAUCCCUCCUCGAGGGGGAAAACGAUCAUCUCCACCUUCUCACCGACCAAUUAAUUCAUACCUCAUUACAACAAAUAGCAGGUGUUUAAUGACACCGGUGAAUCCACAGGCACUUCCCUUUCUGUAUAUGUUUAUAUAGAAUAGGCUUUUUUACUCGCUACGUCUCGUUUUUCUCGUGCUGUAUAAGACUUGUGCUCUUCAUCAGGAGAGAUGUUUUGAUACUUAUAAUAUGGUUCUGCUUAUGUUUCAAGAGCUUAAUGCAUGAGUUUGUUUGAGCUCUGUUUUCUCUCCA
This is a messenger RNA of Salvia miltiorrhiza (redroot sage), 2503 nucleotides long. RefSeq names its product probable serine/threonine-protein kinase PBL25. Gene Ontology annotation, molecular function: protein tyrosine kinase activity; ATP binding. The record is from RefSeq and is a predicted model, not a curated record. Gene Ontology annotation, cellular component: plasma membrane. Lineage: Eukaryota; Viridiplantae; Streptophyta; Magnoliopsida; Lamiales; Lamiaceae. Bases 444 to 2300 code for a protein of 618 amino acids. Gene Ontology annotation, biological process: protein phosphorylation. The transcript is spliced from 10 exons.